Messenger RNA from Oenanthe melanoleuca, 3664 nucleotides. RefSeq names its product ras-related and estrogen-regulated growth inhibitor-like. The record is from RefSeq and is a predicted model, not a curated record. The transcript has 4 exons. Gene Ontology annotation, molecular function: GTPase activity; GTP binding. NCBI's taxonomy places the organism in Eukaryota, Metazoa, Chordata, Aves, Passeriformes, Muscicapidae. The coding region runs from base 67 to 780 and encodes 237 amino acids.
CCGGCGGAGCAGCGCCCGGCGGAGCGGGGAGCGGCGGAUCCCGGGGCAGCCCCGGCGCGGUCCGGGAUGAGCUUCCCGCGGCCCCUGCGCCGCUCCGUGAGCCUCAGCCCGGCCCGCACCCUGCGCCUCGUCGUGCUGGGACAGAGCGCCGUGGGCAAGACAGCGCUGACUGUCCGAUUCAUCACCAGGAGAUUCAUUGGAGACUAUGACCCAACCCUAGAAAUGAUCUACAGGCACGUGGCUGUCAUCGAUGGGGAGAUGGUGCACUUCGAGAUCCUCGACACGGCCGGACAGGAGGAGGACUCCCUGCAGAUCGAGGAGAAGAUCAAGUGGGGCGAUGGCUUCGCCGUGGUGUACUCGGUGACCGACCGCUGCAGCUUCGACGAGGUGAUGCGGCUCUGCUUCCUCAUCAACCACCUGCACGCCAGCCCCAAGCGCAGCGGCGCCGCCGAGCAGCCGCCCGUCGUCAUCGUGGGCAACAAGAAGGACCUGCAGUUCGACAGGAUGGUGUCCACCGAGGACGGGGAGAACCUCUCCAAAGCCCUCAAGAUUCCCUUCUACGAGAUCUCCACGCGGGACAGCUACGAGGAGCCGGUGGCCGUGUUCAGCAGCCUCUACCAGGAGCUGCUCAGGCAGGGCCACUUCUCCCCUGGCUCCUUCAAGAGGAGGACAGUGUCCAAGCUCAUGGACAAGAUUCCCAAGAUGCAGGCCAGCUCCACCCUGAACUCUGCGGGCCGGAGCCUCAGCUUUAACUCCUUCAGGGACUACAUUCCCGAGUGAGCAGCCCGGCUCCAGCCCGGGAUGGGGCGGCUGCUGGGGCUGUGCUGGCUCUCUGCAGGGGAAGGUCAGCGCUGGAGAGGGUGGCACUGGGGUACAAAAGCCUGGGGGUUCUUCUUACAAGGGGCUUUGUGCCAGCAGGGAAGGUUUUCUUCUUCAAUCCGAUCCCUUUUUUCCCUCCUCUCCCUCCGGCACGGCCGCGGUGGAGCCGAGGUGACUCCAGAGGUGUUGGGACAACCCUUGGAGGGAGGCUCAGCUCUGUUUUGCUGGGGCUCAGACACGUCUGGGGGGGGCUUUCCCCCUCCCCUGAGCUGGCUGUACCCCAAAUCCAGCACCCAUCAUGCUGGGUGACCCCGAGGUCUGUGCUGGCUCCCGGGCUGGCCAUUCCCUGGGAAUGGAGCCUGCUUCCUCAGUGUGGCUGGUGAGUAAAACCCCUGGAUCUUCAAACCCUUCCAGCCCAUCCAGGCUGUGCUCAGUAGCAUGGACACAGAGCUGAUUCCAGAAGCUGCUUGCAGGUCUGUCUGUCUGUCUGCUCAUCCACUGCCCUGUUCCCAGAGGGAAAGUCACCACAGGCUGAGGACUUCUCAUUUUGCACAGGGAUGGGGCAGGAAAGGUGUGGGAAGGAGCCAGGCUCGUGGCUCAUAUUCCUCCCCUCCCUCUGGGUGCUGGGGGCUGUGUGGCUGUUCUGGGACCCUGUGGUGUGACUCCCCUGUCUCCCCCUGUUGUGACUGACCCCAUUGUCUGCUGCCGUGUCCUGUGACAAUAAAAGCCGAGUUCCCAACGCCUGUGGCGCUCCCAGGAUAGGUUAUGUUAGGAAGCUUAAAGAAAGGAAUGCACGGUGUGGAAUCACCCUUAAAUUAGGGCUGGCAUCCCCCUUAUCCUCUCCCUGAGCCCUGGCACCAUGCACCCUCCUGGCUCCCUCCACCCCAAAAGGCUUCCCUGGAGGAUCACAGGGUGGGAAGCCACUCAUCCCACCUCCCCAGCCCGCUUCAGAACCCACCCAGGCACCCUUUUCCCUCCUACAGGUCCUGGAGGUGUUUCCUGGUGCUUCUUGUAUCUAUCCAAGGGGUUUCCCUCCAGGGAAGGUGAUUCAUUAUAUUCCAUUUUUCUUCAUUUCUUCAACACCCACAUUCUCCUGUGGGGGAAAAAUGAGCCCCAUCAAGGACCUAGGCCAGGAAAGCAAUUUGGGGCUGCUCCUUCCCAGCACCUUCAUUAAAAUCCCAAUUUUAUUGAAUUAAAUUUAAUUUAGUGAAUUAAAAUUUGCUCAGGGCUCUGUGUAUGGGCAGAGCCCAAAUGGGGGCUGGACAAGGGUGUGGGGGGAGGUAUUUUUAGGGGGUUUAAGGCAUUCCCAAGGGAGUUGAACACUAGGAGCUGGGUUGGGGGUUUGUGAUCUGGCAGCUGGGAUGGGUGGUGCUGUGCUGGCUGGAGAAGAGCCAGUUUGGGAAGUGCUGGAAUGGGGAGAGAAGAGCUCAGGAGGGAUUAAACUCCCCUGGGCUGCUGAAAACACACUUGAGCCUGUCAAAUGAAGGAUUUGGGUGCUCUCAUUCCAUGUCACUCAGCUCCCAAAUAUCCCCAAGGCUUGUCCCAGGGCAUGGAUUUAGCUGCUGGCUGGAGCCGGGCAUGACGGAAUCCCGCAAUAUUCAGCAGGAAUUAUUCCAAGUGAUGGAUGAGACAGGAGCAGCUCAUGAGCAGGAAGCCAGGCCAGAGCUGGAACAGCAUCCCCAGCGCUCCUGGCAGUGGAGGGGCCCUCGGCACGGCCGGGAUCGCUGUCCUGGAGUAACCCCAGCCCUUUCUCAUAUCCCAAGGAAUCCAGAAGGCUCCAUGUGGUCACUGCUGCAGCCCCUCACCAGAGCUCCUGGCCCUGCCUGCUAUAAUUAGCACCAAACCUCAUUAGGAGAGGCAGGGGCAGCUCUUCAGGACUGGUAAUUGAUAAUUACUGGAAGCCUCUAAUGGCUCUCCAGGGGCAGUUUCCUCUCCCUUAUAAAGGAAGGUCUGAGGAUGCAGCGUUCAUUGGGGUGGGGAGAGGUUUUGGAGGGCAGGAGGGGAAUUCUAGGGGGCAUAAAUCCUAAAUUCCUGUGGUGAGAGGUCUGCAGGGGUUGGGCAAGGGAGAAGGAGGAAAAGAAGAACAAAAACAAGAAGAAGAUGAGGAGGAAGAGGAAGGUCUGUGCCUUCCUUGGAGCAGAACCUGGAGUUUCAGAACCCUGGGCAGGUGAGUCCAAGGCAGGUCCCUGGAAAGGAGAUGUCCAAAGCCCCUUGGAGGGUCCAUGGGGAUCUGGGACCUGCAGCCUCUUCCCUGCCAAGCAGGGCAAUGCCACAAAAACAUUUCAGGGGGAUUUGGGAAUGGAAGCUGGGAAUGGUGGCUGGGGUUUGGUUUGCCUUGGAGCCCUCCCAAAAACCCACAAAUGUCAUUGGGGAGCACCAGAGAGAAUUCCCCCAGGGAACAGGGAUGGAUGGAGCUGGGGUGUCCCAUGCUGAACCCCUGGGUGUCACCUCUCUGGGGACAGCUGGUGUCCUCAAGGUUGUCCUGCACCUUUCCAGCCUGCUCAGCUCCACGGAGAGAAGAGGAACAGUUUUGGUCUCAUCAUUAUCCAAACAGCAUCUCCAGGGCCGGGAUUGAAUUUGGCAGCAGGCAGGGGCUGCAAAUGUGCUCACCAGAUUUCUGGGAAGCUUGGGAGAGGCAGAUGAGGCAGAAAGGUCCUUUCCAAGAGCUCCCUUGCUGUGCUCACCCCCAGCAGCUCCCUGGCAUGCCAAGCCCCCCAGUUAUCCCCCUUGUCCCCUCUGCCAAGGGGUUUCCUGGAAAACCAAAAUCCUGGUCUGAGGUUGGGGGGUGCAGCUGCUCUCUCUUUGCAGCCACAGCUUUUAUCAUCAGUUGUGCCUUGUUUUAAUU